AUGUACUUUGACGACAAAACAUCGGAAGUUGAACGUUUUGAACUUGUUCCUUGCAGCGUAUGUUCGCGAAAAUUUCGGGCUGAUAUCAUUGAAAAGCAUGAAAACAUUUGCAAAAGAGCUUCUAAGCGAAAACCAAAGAUAUUUGACAGUGGUAAAAUGAGGGCGAGGGGCACAGGCAUUCCAAUCAGUAAAACAAUCCGACCAGGGGAAAUAGUGCCUCGUGAACCCAACAAAGACGAAAGGCUAAUAAGAGCAGAAAAAAAGCGCGAUAACUGGCGAGUUAAGCACAGGGAAUUUAUUAACACAAUAAGGUCUGCAAAAGCAUACCAAAAUGCAGUGUCCAAAGGUGGCUCUGCCCUUCCGUAUCCAGUGGCUCCUCCCACAAUCGAUCCAGAUCUUAUCCAGUGCCAGUACUGCAACAGAAGAUUUAAUGAGAGUGCGGCAGAGCGUCACAUUCCUUUUUGUAAGGAAAAAUCGGAGCGUGAAAGGAUGAGGCAAACGACAAACAGAUCAACUAAAAGACCUGAUCAAAAACCCAUUGCUGCAAUGAACAGCACAUACCAACGGAAAAACGAUCAAUUGGGCAGAUCAGUGACUCAAAAGCCGUUAAAAUCCCCGGCUAUAUCGAAGAGUGGAAAGGGAGAUGGUUCGCUGUCGAACACAACUCGGAGUCUUGAGUCUCCUACUGCUAUUAGGACACCAACGAAAAGACCUAGUUCUCGAGCCUCAUCACAAAAACGAAGUCCCAUGCCAUCUGCAAAUGCGGAAGGAGGCGCUAAAAACCACAGCAGGUAUGGUGAUUUCAAUUCAGGAUACUUGCACGACAAACCUCACUCGCCUCCAUCGUCCUCUGGACCCGAAGAUGCUUGCAACAGCACCUUUGAUGUGGAAGACUCACAGCAUCAGCUUUUAGAUUACGUAAAUACAUUAAAAAGUGAUACAAAUCUGUCAGAGACCCAACCUUGCAUGCCUGGGGAUGACCAUCAGCUUCAGCGUUCGCAGUCGUCUCAUUCAGUCAGAGGUGCGAUUUCUCGACACUCUUCCCUCAACACCAAUGGCAGCACUAGAAAUAUUUCCUCGGGUAUUCCAAAAGAUCGUUCGCCUCCCUUAAAUAAUAAUUCUGCUUUUCUCAACCAAGCAGUGACGCUUCGAACUGGACGAACUUACCAGCACUACAUGGACGCUCAAGCCUUUAGCAAGAACUUGCAACAUGGCUUCCAGACGCGAGCCUUUAGCUGGACGACAGAGUUCACAGACUCGAAGAACUAA
This is a messenger RNA of Echinococcus granulosus, 1269 nucleotides long. RefSeq lists its product as hypothetical. Bases 1 to 1269 code for a protein of 422 amino acids. The transcript is spliced from 8 exons. The record is from RefSeq and is a predicted model, not a curated record. NCBI's taxonomy places the organism in Eukaryota, Metazoa, Platyhelminthes, Cestoda, Cyclophyllidea, Taeniidae.